Helianthus annuus (common sunflower) is the source of this 1896-nucleotide messenger RNA. RefSeq names its product hexokinase-1. Gene Ontology annotation, cellular component: mitochondrion; cytosol. Gene Ontology annotation, molecular function: glucokinase activity; fructokinase activity; ATP binding. NCBI's taxonomy places the organism in Eukaryota, Viridiplantae, Streptophyta, Magnoliopsida, Asterales, Asteraceae. Bases 188 to 1684 code for a protein of 498 amino acids. The transcript has 9 exons. Gene Ontology annotation, biological process: intracellular glucose homeostasis; glycolytic process; glucose 6-phosphate metabolic process. The record is from RefSeq and is a predicted model, not a curated record.
UAAGCACAUCUUGUGCCUUCACUUGCUUCACACUCGUUCUUGUUCCUAAAUCUAUUCAGAUCAUCAAAAUCUAUCCCCUUUUCAUAACCCACAAAUCAAACUCAAUAAAGUUCAAAUCUUUACCAUCAAAAACCCAAUUAAACCCAAAAAAAUUCAAUCUUUUUUUCAAUUUCUUUAAUUUGAGAUCAUGGGUAAGGUAGCGGUAGCGGCGGCGGUGGUGGGUACCGCCGCGGUGACUGCGGCGGUGGUUCUGGUGGUGCGUCACCGGAUGCAGAACUCCGGCAAGUGGGCUAAAGCAAUGGAUAUUGUUAAAGAGUUUGAAGAGAAGUGUGCAACUCCGGUUUCAAAACUCCGGCAGGUUGCUGACGCCAUGACGGUGGAGAUGCACGCCGGACUUGCCUCUGACGGUGGUAGCAAACUCAAGAUGUUAAUCAGCUAUGUUGACAAUCUUCCCACUGGGGACGAAACUGGAGUUUUUUACGCUCUUGAUCUUGGCGGUACAAAUUUUCGUGUUCUUCGUGUGAAAUUGGGUGAAGUUGAUAAUGUGAAAAAAGAAUUUGAAGAGGUUUCAAUUCCACCAAAUCUCAUGAUCGGGAAAUGUGAAGAUUUAUUUGAUUUUAUUGCUGGAGAACUUGCAAAAUUUGUGGCUACAGAAGGUGAAAAUAUGCAAAUUCCAGCUGGCACACAACGGGAGUUAGGGUUUACCUUUUCGUUUCCUGUCAAGCAAUCGUCAAUCGCAGGAGGGACUCUUGUUAGAUGGACUAAAGGCUUCAAUAUUGAAGAUGCAGUUGGGCAGGAUAUCGUCGAAGAGUUGACAAAAGCAAUGGAAAGGGUCGGCCUUGAUAUGCGUGUUUCGGCUUUGGUCAAUGAUACAGUUGGAACUUUAGCGGGGGGACGAUAUAGUGAUCCGGAUGUAAUUGCUGCUGUGAUAUUGGGUACCGGAACUAAUGCAGCAUAUGUGGAACGCGCAAAUGCAAUCCCUAAAUGGCAAGGUCUACUUCCGAAAUCAGGGGAAAUGGUUAUAAACAUGGAAUGGGGCAACUUUCGGUCAUCACAUCUUCCUUUGACCGAGUAUGAUGAAAAUCUUGAUAGUGAUAGCUUGAACCCUGGAGAGCAGAUAUAUGAGAAGAUGAUUUCUGGAAUGUAUUUGGGAGAAGUCGUGAGGCUAGUCUUGUUGAAGAUGGCUGUAGAGGCUGAGUUUUUUGGUGAUACCGUGCCAUCCAAACUUGAAAAGCCUUUCGUAUUAAGGACACCUGAUAUGUCUGCAAUGCAUCAUGAUGCAACCCAAGACCUCAGAGUGGUUGCAACCAAGUUAAAAGACAUACUAGAGAUAUCUAACACUUCUCUAAAAAUGAGAAAAGUGAUUGUGGAGCUAUGUGAAAUCGUUGCAACGCGUGGGGCUCGUCUUUCGGCUGCAGGUAUCCUAGGAAUUCUCAAAAAAAUCGGAAGGGAUACCGUUAAGGAAGGGGAAGAAACCCAAAAAUCAGUAAUAGCAAUGGAUGGCGGGCUCUUUGAACACUAUACUAAAUUCAAAAACGCGAUGCAAAACACAAUGAACGAGUUGUUAGGUGAAGAAGUUUCUAAAAACAUCAUAAUCAAGCUAUCCAAUGAUGGGUCAGGUCUCGGGGCUGCUCUUCUUGCAGCUUCUCAUUCUCAAUAUCGCGAAUACACCGAGUCCACAUAGACUUGUAUUGUUUUUGUAUAUUUAUUUCGGCCUUUUGGUCUAUGGUUUUGAGAACUUUUUGUUUUCGGAUACCUGUUAAAAAGAGUCCCCAUUGAGUUAUGGGGUGUGCAACGUAAUGACUUUGAUGAGGUCUUCUUGGGUCACACGGAAUUGUAUGUUGCUUUUAAGAUAUAUUUAUAGCGAAUAAAGCAAAGGUGUUAGAACUUUUGAAA